CGGCGCAGCCUGCAGCCUGUCAGCCAGUCUGUCUGGGUCCAGUCAGUAGUUCAGCAGCGCCGCCUUAUCUCUGCUACACUUUACUUUCAUCACCAACUACCAUCCAUCAUGAGGGAAAUCGUGCACAUCCAGGCCGGCCAGUGCGGGAACCAGAUUGGUGCAAAGUUCUGGGAGGUGAUCAGCGAUGAGCACGGUAUCGACCCCACAGGAACCUACCAUGGAGACAGCGACUUGCAGCUGGACAGGAUCAGUGUGUAUUACAACGCAGCCACUGGUGGGAAGUAUGUGCCCAGAGCCAUCCUAGUUGACCUGGAACCAGGCACCAUGGACUCAGUCCGCUCCGGACCCUUUGGACAAAUCUUCAGACCUGACAACUUUGUCUUUGGUCAAAGUGGAGCAGGAAACAACUGGGCCAAAGGUCACUACACGGAGGGGGCAGAGCUGGUGGAUUCGGUCCUGGAUGUGGUGAGAAAAGAGGCUGAGAGCUGUGAGUGUCUGCAGGGUUUCCAGCUCACACACUCCCUGGGAGGAGGCACCGGCUCCGGCAUGGGCACCCUGCUCAUCAGCAAGAUCAGGGAGGAGUACCCUGACCGCAUCAUGAAUACCUUCAGUGUGGUGCCCUCUCCUAAGGUAUCGGACACAGUGGUUGAGCCGUACAAUGCCACGCUGUCAGUCCACCAGCUGGUAGAAAAUACAGAUGAAACCUACUGCAUUGACAAUGAAGCCCUUUAUGACAUUUGCUUCCGCACUCUCAAACUCACAACACCCACCUACGGCGACCUCAACCACCUGGUUUCAGCCACCAUGAGCGGCGUCACCACCUGCCUGCGUUUCCCCGGCCAGCUUAACGCUGAUCUGAGGAAACUGGCUGUCAACAUGGUUCCCUUCCCUCGUCUCCACUUCUUCAUGCCCGGCUUUGCUCCGCUGACCAGCAGGGGGAGUCAGCAGUACCGUGCCCUGACUGUGCCCGAGCUCACCCAGCAGGUGUUUGACGCCAAAAACAUGAUGGCGGCUUGCGACCCUCGCCACGGACGCUACCUGACGGUGGCUGCCGUGUUCCGUGGCCGCAUGUCCAUGAAGGAGGUGGAUGAGCAGAUGCUGAAUGUCCAAAACAAGAACAGCAGCUACUUUGUGGAGUGGAUCCCCAACAAUGUCAAGACAGCCGUCUGUGACAUCCCGCCACGUGGCCUCAAGAUGGCUGUCACCUUCAUUGGCAACAGCACAGCCAUCCAGGAGCUGUUCAAACGCAUCUCUGAGCAGUUUACCGCCAUGUUCCGCCGCAAGGCCUUCCUCCACUGGUACACCGGCGAGGGCAUGGACGAGAUGGAGUUCACCGAGGCAGAGAGCAACAUGAACGACCUGGUGUCCGAGUACCAGCAGUACCAGGAUGCCACGGCCGAGGAGGAGGGAGAGUUUGAGGAAGAAGUGGAAGAGGAUGCCUAAAAAAAAGCAAGGAAAAUUCAAGUAACAUGAGCUGAAAAAAGUUAAUAACCAAAAAGAAAAAAAUCUUAAAAAAAGUGGAAAAAAAAAUUGUGAUAAGGAAUGUAGCAGAACAGAUAAGGAAGGCUGGUUAGAGAAACAUGGGGGUCUGAACUGGUUAACGGAGGGAUAGAAACGAUGGGAUGAAGUAAGAAUGAAAGUUGAAUGUAGGCAGAGAAAACGAAAGAGAAGCAGGUGAGAAACAGGAUAAAAAUCACAUGACCAAAUUAAUGUGCCAUGGUUUAAAGUUUAUUGUGACGCCGUGUAGACCAGUUUUACCAAGACUAGCCUCCCUUUUACACUAAGUUCUUGUCUUGUAGCAAAUGCACUAAUCAGAAGCACUUCUUAAACUUCACUUUAAAUCACGUAAGAUUAUCUUUUCCUGUUUCCUAGAAAGUAAAAAGAAAUUACUCUGAAAAAUAAAGGAAGUAAUCAUGGUGGCUUUGUACUGUAAAGUUAAUUCCACCUUGAACAAAUGUGCUAAAUGGUUUGAUGACUGAUUUAAAGUGUAAUAAUACACUUAUAUUCACUCACACUCGCAAACAAGCUUGUAAAUUUUGCCAAAUAUUAUUGAUAUGACAUUACCUUCUGCAUGAGAAACAGUAUUUUACAUUCCUUGAAAAAAUAAAUAUCUGUGCUUCUGAGUUAGCAGUCAGAAAAGUCCAACUUUGGAUGUUUUAUUCCAGAGUUAAAGCAUUUAAACAAGGGUGAAGUCAAAGAAUAUCAAGUGUUAGAAACCCUAUAACUGUGACUUUGAUUGUUUUGGAGAAACCAGACCUACUUCCUUGAGUGAACUUCAGAAAUAUGAAAUCAUGCCAUUAUCAGUGUUAAUUACUUUUAUCAGUGUUCAUUACUUUUGCCAUUUUUGUCAGCAUUCAAGAUCCACUCUCAAAGAUAAAUGUGAAUUUGGGUAGUAGUUGGGACAACACUGUCAGUAUUUUCUUCCUCACUGAGGCAUGUACUGUAAGUAAAUUGAUCAGCACACGUUUUUUUUUUUUUUACUGCUUUCGUCCUUUGCAUCCUUUUUAAGAUUGCGUGUGAGAUAGAAAACAUUCUGGUAGAUUCAGUCUUCAUAACAAAUCCUCAUGAUCAGGUCAUUGUUUUCUCACUUCAGUUGUAACUUUUAUUUCAUUCAGAAAGCACAAAAUUAAAAAUGUCAGAUUUAAUAGACAUUUUUUAAGAAGUUUUUUUGUAAAAGAGCCUGCAGCCAAUUCAACAUAUUUUAUAUCAGUAAUUGCAAAUUCUGCAAGUUGUCAAUGAGAACAAAUCUCUGUUUCAUUGAAUUCCUGACAAGAUUUCAGUAAGAUACAUUUUCAUAGUUUUAAUGCAACAGCAGCAGGAUUUUUCUCAGACGCCAGCCAACGUCAUGAGGACAAUCACACACUGCAGAUGCCCAGAACCCAGGUCAGGUCAUGGAAAGCAUAUUAGCCUUUGCCUGAUCUGUUUUCCAUUACCUACUAUUUGGGGACCUGAGAUUUUAGACUCAAAAAGGCCUGAGCUCAUCUUGACUAGAAGCAUCUUUACUGUUGUUGGAUUAGAACCAUGUAUCUGCCAAGUAUUAUAUUUAAAAACUGCAUUUGUUUUUUCUCUGAACUCCAUGUAUUUAUAUUUAAAUAUACAUUUUUGUAAUAGAUUUCAUGGGCCCAGUGGUCAUGGGAAUUACUCUAAACACAAAUGACCACAAAUUGGAUUCAAGUAUGGAAAAUAUCAGCAGUGUCACCUGCAAAUAAUCCGUAUGCUAAACCUCCAACAAAGUGACAUGAAUGAGCAGAGGAUGUAUUUUAAAGUAUUAAAAUCAUGGAGAGAAGUUGAAGAAUGCAUGUUUUCCUUUUUUACUUUAUCUCAUCACAGUGAGAACUUCCAGCAUUUUUCUGCAUCUACAGCUCACUCUUGGUGCCCAGAAAUGUCCAGUUCAACAGCUCAACUUCUGAUGCUUGUGUAUAUCUGACAUCUCAUGAAGUCAGUUUAACAUUGUAAUUAUUAAGGAUUCUUGAACCACUUUUCAAAAAUAAAAUGCCUGGGUACUUUCACAUUUGAAAGAAAAAGGAAAAACACCAAUUUGCAGUUGUUUUGGCCUGUGAAGAAGUGCAUAAUGUUUACACUCUGAGCCUAUUAUUUGAUCCUCAACCAUGCUGUCUGUAUGUCUGUGUGUUUUUAUUGUUUGUUAGUAUAUUUUUUAAUUCCUGUGGAACGUUUGGGAUCCCAGUGACUGAAACAUUUGCAAGAAAUAAAAAGGCAUUUGUGGGAAAAAGC
Siniperca chuatsi (mandarin fish) is the source of this 3732-nucleotide messenger RNA. RefSeq names its product tubulin beta chain-like. The coding region runs from base 109 to 1443 and encodes 444 amino acids. Gene Ontology annotation, biological process: microtubule cytoskeleton organization; mitotic cell cycle. NCBI's taxonomy places the organism in Eukaryota, Metazoa, Chordata, Actinopteri, Centrarchiformes, Sinipercidae. Gene Ontology annotation, molecular function: structural constituent of cytoskeleton; GTP binding; GTPase activity. The transcript is spliced from 5 exons. The record is from RefSeq and is a predicted model, not a curated record. Gene Ontology annotation, cellular component: microtubule; cytoplasm.